Glycine soja is the source of this 2115-nucleotide messenger RNA. RefSeq lists its product as uncharacterized. NCBI's taxonomy places the organism in Eukaryota, Viridiplantae, Streptophyta, Magnoliopsida, Fabales, Fabaceae. The record is from RefSeq and is a predicted model, not a curated record. The coding region runs from base 1 to 2115 and encodes 704 amino acids. The transcript is spliced from 2 exons.
AUGGAUCGAAGUUGGAUGAAAGCAAAACGCAUCAGUGAUGAGUAUGAGAACGGGGUGGAACAAUUUCUACUGUUUACGCAACUUAAUGCUGAAAGUUUGAGGGGCAAUUAUUUUUGCCCAUGUGUUAAAUGUCUUAAUGGUAGACGACAGUCAGUUGAUGAAAUCCGAUCACAUCUGAUAUGUUACGGCAUCAUUCCAAAUUACACAAAAUGGAUAUGGCAUGGGGAAUCGGCCGACAUUCCAACUGUUUCUCAGUCUCAGGCGGUUCACGAAGACAGCGGAGAGCGUAUAGAGGAAAUGAUCCGUGAUCUUGGACAAGAGACUUUUGAGCAAGCGCAUGCACCUCUGUAUGAUACAAUAGAACGUGAUUCCAACACGCCAUUGUAUCAGGGGUGCACAUCUUUCACGCGGUUGUCAGCUGUGUUAGCUUUGGUAAACUUGAAGGCAAGAUUUGGGUGGAGUGAUAAAAGCUUCACUGAAUUGCUGGUCUUAUUGAAGAACAUGCUUCCUGAACAAAACACUUUGCCGAAAAAUCACUACGAGGCCAAAAAGAUUUUGUGUCCAGUGGGAAUGGAGUACAAGAAGAUCCAUGCAUGCCCUAAUGAUUGCAUAUUGUAUAGAAAUGAGUAUGCUGAACUACGGCAAUGCCCCACGUGUGGGGUAUCACGAUACAAAGUGCAACACGAUGAAUUAACUGAUGAUGCAGGAACCAAAAAUUGUCGUCCUGCCAAGGUGUGCUGGUAUCUUCCAAUAAUACCAAGGUUUAAGCGAUUGUUUGCUAAUGCACAUGAUGCAAAAAACCUUUCAUGGCAUUCGGAUUACCGAAAAUCUGAUGGAUUACUGCGACAUCCUGCCGAUUCGCCACAGUGGAAGACAAUUGAUCGUUUGUAUCCAGAGUUUGGGGAUGAGCCAAGGAACCUAAGGCUUGCUCUUGCUUCUGAUGGAAUGAAUCCUUAUGGUAGCUUAAGUAGCAACCACAGUUCCUGGCCUGUUUUACUGAUGAUUUACAACCUUCCCCCAUGGUUGUGCAUUUUGCGUAAAUACAUUAUCCUGUGUAUGAUGAUCGCGGGUCCAAGGCAGCCAGGGAAUGAUAUUGAUGUGUAUCUUACACCAUUAAUCGAAGACUUGAAACAAUUGUGGGAAGAAGGGGUAGAUGUGUGGGAUGCAAAUGUGCAGCAGACGUUCAGGUUACGCACAAUGGUGUUUUGUACUAUUAAUGAUUUUCCAGCAUAUGGAAAUUUAAGUGGAUACAGUGUGAAAGGGCAUCAUGCAUGUCCUAUCUGUGAGAAAAACACAAGCUUCAUCCAACUCAAGCAUGGAAAGAAGACAGUAUAUACCAGACACCGAAGAUUUCUAAAAGCUUUUCACCCUUAUCGACGAUUGAAAAAAGCUUUUAAUGGAAGUCAGGAGAAUGAAGGCCCCCCAGAAGCAUUAACUGGAAACCAAGUUCAUGAUCGUGUAAAGGACAUUGUAACCGUGUUUGGCAAGUCCCAGAAGAAGACAUCAUCUCCCAACAACAUGUGGAAGAAACGCUCAAUAUUCUUUGAUCUUCCAUACUGGUCUGAUCUAUAUGUGCGGAAGACAAAGGAUGGUUUGAAAUGUCGUCAAGACUUGGUUGACAUGGGAAUACGAGAGCAGUUGCAUCCCAUAUCACAAGGUCGACGAACAUAUUUACCCCCAGCAUGCCACACACUGUCAACAGCAGAGAAGAAAAGCUUUUGUCAAUGUCUGCGGAAUGUCAAAGUUCCACAAGGAUACUCUUCAAAUAUCAAGAGCCUUGUCGCCCUCAAUGAUCUUAAGUUGGUUGGCUUGAAGUCUCAUGAUUGCCAUGUCUUAAUGCAACAAUUAUUGCCUGUUGCGAUUCGCGGCAUCUUGCCUGACAAAGUUAGAGUUGCCAUAACCCGUUUGUGCUUUCUUUUUAAUGCCAUAUGUAGUAAAGUCAUUAAUCCUCAUCAAUUGGAUGACUUGGAGAAUGAGGCUGCCAUUGUCAUUUGUCAGUUAGAGAUGUAUUUCCCACCAUCAUUUUUUGACAUCAUGGUUCACCUCAUUGUUCAUCUUGUGAGGGAAAUUCGGUUGUGUGGUCCGGUUUUUUUUGCGGUGGAUGUAUCCAAUUGA